CAACGGUAUCAGCUGGUAUCAGCAUUACUAGCAGACGUGGAUUCACUCGGUCGUGAGCGUCGUGAGUCUUCAAUAACUGUGGCCGUCCUCGUCGAUAUUUAGUAGGUUAGAAUUUUUGUGAUAUUUAUAAAAGUCUCAAGACGAUGAGAAUACCACUCGCGAUAGCAUGCGUGUUUUUGGGCUGCUGUACCAAUGUCGUAUUUCUUGAGCUGUUGGUUAAAGAGGACCCUGGCAGUGGAAACCUGAUCACGUUUUCUCAAUUUUUCUUCAUCGCCUUGGAAGGAUUCCUUGUCACAUCAAAAUGUGGUACUGUCAAGCCAAGGAUUGGAAUAAAGGAUUACAUGAUCCUAGUGUCAAUGUUCUUCGUUUCUAGUGUUUGCAAUAAUUAUGCGUUUGACUUUAAUAUACCCAUGCCUCUUCAUAUGAUAUUUAGAGCGGGUUCUCUAAUAGCUAAUAUGAUUUUGGGAAUACUAAUUCUUAAGAAGAAAUAUACCUUUAGCAAGUAUUUAUCUGUGCUAAUGAUCUCUUUUGGGAUUGUUAUAUGUACUAUUAUUAGUGGUGCAGAUGUGAAAUCAACGCAACCUGUAAAGGGUGAUUCUUUACCGACCACACCUUGGGAUGAUUUCUUCUGGUGGAUACUUGGAAUUAUUUUAUUAACAGUUGCUCUAUUUAUUUCUGCAAGAAUGGGUAUUUAUCAAGAAGUUUUGUAUGCACGUUAUGGUAAACAUGCUAAGGAAGCUUUAUAUUAUACGCACUUACUCCCAUUACCAUUAUUUAUAACUCUGACUUCUAAUAUAUGGGAACAUACGGUGCUAGCUGUAAACUCUGCACCAAUGGCUGUACCAAUAAUUGGUAUAACAAUGCCAAAGACAAUAUUGUACCUUAUUGGGAAUGUGCUUACACAGUACAUGUGUAUCCGCUCAGUAUUCGUUCUGACGACGGAAUGUCCGUCACUCACCGUCACCCUAGUAAUAACAUUACGAAAAUUCAUAUCUCUAAUCUUCUCUAUAGUAUACUUUCAAAAUCCAUUCACAAUUUAUCACUGGGUGGGUACAGUGCUGGUAUUUACCGGUACUAUAAUAUUCACAGAAUUAGUUCCGAAAAUUCAACAGAGUCUGCAAACUUCGUCCAAAACUGAAAAAGUACAAUAAUAAGCAAAUACAAAAAUAAAAAUGAUGUGCUUACUCGUUUGUUUGUUAAUUUUAAGAAAAAAAAACUCGAGAUGCAUAGCAAAACUGUAUCUUAAGCUACAUUUUUAUUGUCCAAUUACCACUACUCAAUGGACUGAAAAUAUAAAUUCCUACAAAUAA
This is a messenger RNA of Cephus cinctus (wheat stem sawfly), 1310 nucleotides long. It is a transcript of the gene Efr, whose product is annotated as UDP-xylose and UDP-N-acetylglucosamine transporter-like. The transcript is spliced from 5 exons. Gene Ontology annotation, biological process: transmembrane transport. The record is from RefSeq and is a predicted model, not a curated record. NCBI's taxonomy places the organism in Eukaryota, Metazoa, Arthropoda, Insecta, Hymenoptera, Cephidae. The coding region runs from base 144 to 1151 and encodes 335 amino acids. Gene Ontology annotation, molecular function: UDP-N-acetylglucosamine transmembrane transporter activity; UDP-xylose transmembrane transporter activity. Gene Ontology annotation, cellular component: Golgi membrane; endoplasmic reticulum membrane.